Messenger RNA from Lactuca saligna, 420 nucleotides. Lineage: Eukaryota; Viridiplantae; Streptophyta; Magnoliopsida; Asterales; Asteraceae. The record is from the annotation of a GenBank genome assembly.
AUGGUUAUAUUCUUCUCAAUCAAAGUUCAUUUCCAAGGUGUGUUCAUCAACAAACAUUUUUGUUAUUCUGAUGGUGUUCAUCAUGUGUUCGAGAAUAUCGAUUUUGUUGAAUUUCCUGUUUACAUCGACCAUUUUGGUACUACUGUGCACAUAACUAAGGAAAAUGAAAACAAAGAUAAUUAUUCAGUGAAGUCAAACAUGUCAAGCGAAGGGGAAGAAGGUAUUGACCUAACUAACUUCAUUAGUCCACAACAAAGCAACAUGGAAGGACUAACCUAUGAAGGAGUAAGUCAGGCAAAUGGAAAUGAGGAUAGCACAGAAGGUUAUUCAAAAGAUGAUGAAGAUGAGAAUGUCCCAGAUCUGAAAGUAAAACAAUGUUUAAUGAAGACAUAUCUUGGAAGAAGUUGUUGCCAAUUCUAG